CGGCCGUGCCACUCAGAGCCGCCGGGGCGUGGGCGGCGGCGGCGCGGGGCCGGGGGGAGCCGCGGGGCCGGGAGCGGGGUAGGCUGCGCCCGUACUUAAGCGCGCUGCCCGAGUCGCUGACGUCUUUCGAAUUGGAGACGGGCUGCCCCCCUCCCGCCCCGGGCUCCCGCGGACACGGCCGGGGACGGAGGCUGGGCACGGUUGCAGACUCUGGUAGUGUAAUCAAGCUGAAAGUGUCAAGUGCAGUUUGUAUAAGGGACACUGAUGAUGAUGGCACAUCCUGUGACUCACAAGUAUUCUUUCAAAGACAAGGUACGAGUGUCUGCCUAGAAUGUCCAGGCAUGCAAAAAAGCUUAGAGAUCAUGAUAUAAAUCCAUGUCUAGCGGAAACAGAUGCCACUACAAAAUAUAUGGAUGACAACAACUAUAACAAGGAUAUGUGUACUGAUUAUUUUUUGAAGUACAAAAACUGCAGGAAAUUCUGGCAUGAAAUUAUGAUGCAAAGGAAGAGAAAUGGUGUGAAACCAGAGAUGCCUGCAGCAGAAGAAAGAAAGAAAAUACUGGAAUCAAUGGGGAAGCCCUACUAACUAGAAACCUGAAUUGACUGUUGUCAUUGUAUAUAUGAAGACUUAGCAGCAGCAAGUUACCGUUUUAUGAACUGGAUUUUACUGCUGCCAUAUCUUGGAUUAAAAUAAGAGCUUAAACUUUGAAAUGUGUGAGCUUUCUAGGAUAGAACUUCCUGGGUUUAUUCAUACUUCCUGCCAUAGGAACCUGACCUCUUUUUAUUGGGAGAUACAGGUAUCAAUGCAACUUGUUUAGGAACUUUUGGAAGUAGAAACUACCUUACUGUGAAAUGCUAAAUAUAAAAUUAAUGUGAUGUGCAGAAAGUCUGUUUGAAAAUAAUGGGGUUGGUGGGCAUUGUAGUGUGGUUCUAAGACUGGAGAAGGUUGAGAAGCUGGUACAUGCAAUGUGUUUCUUGUACUAAGCUGUUCUGCUCAAUAGUAUGGAUUUACCAUGUGUGAUUUUCACUGUUUUCACAUGUGUUGUAUUCAGUGUUCCCAGUUUAAAUAAGACUGUUCAUGAACUGAAAUCUUAAAUCCAACAAUCUGAUCAUUAGGUCUGCUGCUGCACUUGUCAGUGACAGCAGAAGCUUGCAGUAAAUCAGAUCUGCAAGCUUUGCUACUUAAAAGGUUAGAGAGACUGGUGAAGAUGAAACUGAACUCAGGUCUGAGCUGAAUAGUAAUUUCUGUGGAUAGUAAAUAGAUACUUUAGUGGCGGGCAGGCAGGGGGGACUUGCAGACAUGUAAACAGAUCCUCUGAGUGACAUGGCAGGUUUAACUAUAGUCCAUCUAAGACUCUGGACAGCUGAAACCUGGGGUUUGGAAAUGCUUACUCAUACAAGAUUACAAAGCUCAGUUUAAACAGGUACUCUAAUCUUAAAUAAACUUGGUUCUUUAGCUAAAUUGAACAACUAAUAAAUGUAAACAAGUUCUGUCUAGUGGGAACAGUGGUUUUUACUUUUUACCUUCUGGUGUUCUGUCUUAAAAGCUCCUAUCCUGUGAUAAAACAGAAGAACUACUGUCAUGAGCUCAGGUUCCAUGUGAAAUCCUUUUACUUCUUACUGGGAUCAACUUGGCAGAACUCUGGCUGACCUCAUGAAGGAUGGUGUAAAAGUGUUGCCUCUCUAUUUAGACUGUUUUGGAAAGACUUCAUGGCUUUCUGUUUCUCCUGUCUGGCUUGUCUUGUUUCUUUCCACUAUAGACCAAUUUCUAUGCUUGCUGUGAUUUUUUUUUUUUUAAUGCUCAUUCCUUGUUGUUUGAUCUGAGUAGCAACUACAAAAUCUGCUUUGCUCCUCCUUUUUGUUCUCCAUCUACAUCUGAGUUUGAAAUGGAUUGAUCCUACCCUCUUGGUUGGAAUGAGUGUGUAACUCUAUGCCUUUUGAGUAUACAAUUCUCCAAGCAAAGCUGUGCAGCCUUUAAGCAUGUCACAAGUUCUCUUGUCAGUUCCUGGCAAGGAAAAUGUACUUUCUCCCAUUGAGAUAAUAAGAGUCUUUUAUUUCAAAUUACUUUCUCUUCACCGAAAGUGCAAACUUCAACAUUUUCCUCUGUGUUCAUGUUUUUGUUCUUGUUGUCUUUGGUUGGCUUUCUUUGUUUGUUUUUGUCCUUCUCUGUGGAGCUGAAGAUAUUUUCAUUCAAGAUUCAAGGGCUUGCUCUUUUUUGCUAUGUCCUUGCCACUUGUUAAUACCCUCCUACAUUCCAAUCUUUCCUCUUUUUUUUUUUCCCCCCCGUUUGACACCAGUUAUUCUUUGACUGAUUUUAAGAUUUUUGUCUCUUCUCAUUGCAGUUUUUUUCUAGUACUUUUGUUCUCUGAUCUAAUGACGUAGUUUUGCAGUGACUUUCUAAUAUUACUCUUUGUGAGGGUUGUGUGUUCUCUGUUCUUUCAUAGUGAGAGAACUUCUUGCUUUCAUUAAACUUAGCCAUAAUACUUCCUCAUUAACCUUACCUCUCCUUGAUCUUUUUAGUCUGCAGACUUUGGACAGGUAUUGUCCUCUUCCUUAGGGCUGUGUCUCUUCAGACUCUUCUGGCUUUACUGCCUUGCUUGUCUAAGGGCACCUUCUCUCCUACUUGGCACAGGUUUGUCAUUUGCCACCUCUGCUGUAUCUUUGGACAUGUUCUUUUCUCCUAUGGCUUUAGCUACUAUUCUAGUGCUUGCUGUUUUUCUAUUCCUGUGCUCUUAAAUUCUGGGCUUGUUAAAAUUUACAGUAUGUUUUAAAUAUAUGCAGGAAGAACAUCAUCAUGUUCUUGAUGUGGUUAUGUUGAUUCUUCUUUCCAUAACUUUAAGGAACUUGAGCUUAUCUCAAGUUAUCUCAGUUUAUCCUAGGAUUUCCUUUCAGGUGUUUUCUUGUCAUGUAGAAAUGCUCUUUCUCUUAACUGUUGCACUUGAACCUUUGUUUUUUUUCCCCUGACAAUUUUUACUUGGGAAGCUUCCACUAGCAUUGUUUCCUUUUAAAGGAUGACUGCCCUAUAUUUUGGCAUUGGUAGGUACCCUGUGCUGCUUUGUCAGGUGCUUGUAAAGAGCUAGUACUGGUCUUCAAAAAAUCAGAGAAAGAGAUGCAUUACUGCUUUCAGGUGUCAGUGCAGGAAUGGGGAAUCACAGGAUGGGCUAUGGCACAUGUAUUGCUCAAAGAGUCUAACAUUAGACUUCCAAACAUCAGUGGAUGCACAUGGAUGCUUGUGGAUGUUACAACAGAAUUUAGUUCAGUGUUGAACUGAGGGAAAUUUAAGGAGUGACCUUGUAGAUUAAAAUCUGUUUUAGGGGCCACUGUUUAUUUCCAUUGCAUACGCCUUACUGUGAAAUAACACAAGUUGAUGUAAAAUCUUGGGAGAGCAAGGAGUUUUCUUCAUGUUGUAAUGUCUUAAUGUCUCUCAAGAGUGAUCUGUUACUUGAGUAUGAAUUAUUAUUUUUAUCCCUCACGUGAGGUUGCUGUUCUUGCUGUCACUACUGAAGCUUGAGCGAUAAAGUGUGAUAGCUAACAUACAGGCUCUUGGGAGUUUUUUCCCUUAAUUUUUGUAGUGCAAUUAACUACCUUCGGUGUUAAGCCAGAGAUAAUGGUCUUUUCCUCAUACCUGAGAGCUUAUGUUCCACACUUCACUGAAACAGAGGUAAGCUUCAGCUUGCCUUUCUUACUGGACAAAAAAAAGCCUGGGCUGAAUUCUUAAUUUCCCUAAAGCACAGUCUUGUAUAUUAACCCAAAAAGCAUACCACAUUGGAUCAAUAUAAUUAACUAAGAACCAGGGAAGGGACCUGUCGAUUGGCUUUAGUUUUUAAAUAUGUGUAAUUGCUUAUUUUGCUUGUGAUAUAAGGACCAAAUGUGGAUAGUGGUAUUGUUUGAUAAUUUUUUUUGACAGCUGGAUGGUGCUGUUGUACAACAGACUGAAAACAGAAGCACUCCACCCACUACUGGCUCUUUCAAGCCUUUUUGGUCUCUUCCUAUAGAGGUAGCAGAAUUCAUCCAAUAGAAAGGAAAGAUGGUCUCUACAAUCUACUGUCACUACACUAUAAACAGAAAAAGAGGACAGGAGUCUAAAUAAUUUCUGGGAAAUAGAUUUCUGUGCAGCCUGAGAAGCUUUGGAAUCUGGUCCUUGAAAAGAUUUUUUUUCAGUGUGGUUAUUUGAUCACAGCUAAGCACUGAGCAGCAGCUGUAGGCUUUCUCCCAGGUCUAGGUGAAUAUCUUGAUUCCUAGCUGUACAUUUUUACCAUCUCAUUUGUUUCUGUUACCCUGCAUUGCAAGGCCUUGUCUGGCUCAAGAGUUUUCUGCUGCCACAGUUGGGAUGAGUCUGUGCUCUUGAAGAUAUUCAAAGGAAGUUCACAGAAUUGCAAAGUAUGAUGAUUUGGAAGGGACCCACAAGGAUCACUGAAUCCGAGUUGUCUAGCUCUAGAGUCCUGGAAAUUUCUUUGGAUUUAGCUGAAGCUUUUGAAAGGCAGGGAGCUGCAUCUGCUGCUGCUCUGAAUCUCUUUCACGGUCUUUUAGUGAGACUUUUGCACUCAAGUGAUCAAAAACAUGCUCAUGGAUGAGCUUUGGUAAAACUUUUGCAGAAGAGAUUGAGAGUACAAAGUGUUGCAGUGCUCUAAUGCAUUUGGAGACAGCCCUUAACUAAUGUUAAAAGUAUCUACAUCUUUAAAGUUGGUCUUCCAAAAUAACCAUGGAGUGAUUAUUGUGUGAAAAAACAGUACACCUUUGCAGGCUUUUGUUUUCUUGGAAGAAUCUGAGGCAACUGGAAGAAAUAGUUCUGUAAGUAUUAAAGUAGUAAAAAAUAAACAAGCAGAGUUUAUUAUAAUAUUAUUUAUUAAGAACACUACUUCAGAGUGUUCUAAUUUUUAUUGUAGCCUAUUUGAUAUGAAGAAGAGGAGGGUAGUAGUACACUUGUAUUAAUACAGUGGAUCAUUUAAACUUAGUUAUUUUAUGGCAUAUAUGGUACCAUAUGUAGUAACUCAAACCAUCAGAUUUUGAAUAAAUAAUUCUUCUCUUUAGG
Messenger RNA from Cinclus cinclus, 5032 nucleotides. It is a transcript of the gene CHCHD7, whose product is annotated as coiled-coil-helix-coiled-coil-helix domain containing 7. Bases 332 to 586 code for a protein of 84 amino acids. The record is from RefSeq and is a predicted model, not a curated record. Lineage: Eukaryota; Metazoa; Chordata; Aves; Passeriformes; Cinclidae. The transcript has 5 exons.